UUCGUUACCUAAAUAUCGAUUCAUCUCGAUUCAGAUCUAGAAUCGCGAUUAGGUUCAUAGAAUAAACGAUAAAGUUCUUACCGUUCCUUUUCUUUUCCUCUAUACUCGUUGCUUUCUCAAUUUAUGUAUGUAUAAUGUACAUAUACAUAACUGUACUUUGAACGUUCCUACGAAUUUUGUGAUAGAAUUACGCAUCGACAACACUAAUACGGAAUAAUGUGUAGUAAAAAAAGUUACAUAAAAAGGUUGACAAAACUAAUAUUAGAAAAUCGCAAAAAAGCAAUAAAUGUGCAAACAUAUUCGAUAAAAAAGAGACAAGAUGGACAAAUUAAAUAUUCGCAGUGAUAUGAGAUAGAAACACAAUCUAAGCAAUGUGUACAUUUAUCUUCUUUCGAAUGGAACUCAUCAUUUAUUACAAAGAUAAGCUCUUUCAAUAAUUUAUUUAAUUUAUUACGGAUUUAGAUAUUCCAAAUAAUUUUAAUUUUUCAAUAAUCAAUAAUAAAAUGAACAAUACGAAAAUUCUGAUUUUUUACAAUCAAUUUCCAAACUUUUUAUUUAUUACAAUUAUUGCAGUCUACAACAAAAAAUUUACAUCUCUAGGAACUCGAUAUAAUCUUACUUCUUCAAUAAUAAACAAUACGAACAUUUUGAUUUUUGUUCCAAUUAAUUUCGAGACGGACGAUUUCUCCGCACACUUCGCCGUGAAUGCGAUUUUAGAUCUGGACAAACGAAACAAUGUAAUCGAAAGCGAAGUGUAAAAAAGACGAAGUAAGGAAGGCAGAGGUUGAAAAAAGAAUGGCCAGCCCGCGGACGAACACGAGGCAGACUGAAAUUUCUAGCACGCACGAUUUCCGAUGUUCUAUAGACUCUCUGUUCAUUUCUCUGUUCCGUACUAUUUUUGGCGCGUGCAUAGGUAUGGAGACGUUUAGGCGAUUUCACAGUAAUAGAAGCCGAGCUAACAGAUGCAAUUGCGCAAAUCGUUUUGCCGGUAUAUCGCUCGAGAUCGACGGCUGUACAAGCCUCAGAUCGAAGAAUCGCGUCUGAAUUUGGGAGUGAAGCUUGGCACGCGUCGCUAUCUUUAUUCUGUACAUGAUAGAACAUAAUUUUUGAUAAAUUUAAUGUUUUAUGCGAAUAAAAUGAAAUGAAAGUCAGUGUCACGAAAAAUAGGCCGUUGAGAGUUUACAGUACUUAGCACCGGGGAAAAUAAAAAAAGAAUGAGCAGGAUGCCACAACGCCUGAAAAGUGCGUCCAACGUAAACAAAACGCAGAUCAAGGAAGAAGCUUCCACAUCGUCCGUUCUUGCCGGAAAUUCUAGCGAUGAUGAUCCAAACGUAGCCGAAGUUGUACUAUCGAAUAAAGGCGGGCCAAAAUUAAUUCACCACGGUUACAUGUAUACAUUGCACAAGAAGCAACCGUACAAUAUCCGAUGGAGAUGUGUUCGCAGAACUAUGCAUUGUAGAGGUAGUCUUAUCACUACCACGAGUUGGACGAAGCCAAGGGUGCGUAUGGAGCACAAUCAUAAGCCAGAUUUCGCGGCCGUUCAGGUUGCCAGGAAACGGUACUUGGCUCUUGGCAAACCUAGCGUGUUAACAAACGUAGAAGGAAAUACUGUCAAGUCUAUGAACGUACCACGAGUGCUUCACAAGGAGAAUAAUGUACCAGAACAGAAAGGUAGGAGACCGAAGACGCGAGCUACAGCCAGGAAAAUACUACAAUCACCUCAGACCAAUUCAACUGGCAAGACUAUAAGAAUAGCAGCGCAGUCCUUGGUAAGAUCUCAUAUUAGAAAUAUUGCACCAGCACCUAUAUCACAGCAACAACAGCAACAGCAGCAACGACAACCAAAGACUCUUGUGUUAAAAACAAUACCCUUAAAAGUAAAGCAGGUUGCACCUACAACCAUUAAAAUGCCACCCCGACAGAUAAAUCAGGGAGUGCCUCAUAAUAUCGUACACCAACAGCCUACAGAGGUUUGUUUAAGAUGGAACAGUUAUCACAGCAACAUGCAGAAUAGUUUCCCAUCUUUAUUGGAUUCUGAACAGUUCGUCGAUGUCACCCUGGCCUGCGAAGGCCGCUCGUUGAAAUGUCAUAAAAUGAUACUGUCAGCAUGCAGCGAUUAUCUCGCGGAUCUAUUACGCGAAAACCCAUGUCAGCAUCCGAUCAUUUUAAUGAAGGAUCUUAAAUUUUGGGAGGUAGAAGCACUAGUCAAAUUCAUGUACCGCGGAGAAGUAAACGUCGCCCACGAUAAACUGCCACAAUUGUUGAACGCAGCUGAGGCUUUACAAGUAAAAGGAUUAGCCGGUCCAAAUCCUUCUUCACGGAAUCCAAAGCCACCUUUACUUAUUCCUCAAUCGAAACCACCGGUAGUAUCUCAACAAGUUCCUCGAGGCGCUUCAGAGACCAAAGAGAAACCUUCCACUUCUGGAGUUUCUACGCCUUCUAGUCCUAAACGCGCGCAAAAACGGCAACACUCGGAACCGAUCGAGCCAAAACCCUUUACAAAGAUACGCUUACAACGACCUGCUACACCGUCUCAGAUUACUACGGUUAAGUUGGAACCCCUAGAUAUUCCUCUCAGUCCUACGGAGAUGUUCUCCGAAAAUAACGAGGACAGUUCAACUCCGUCGAAUUUUGACAAACUCAUGAGUUUACACGAGGAAGAUGAUCCAGGUGGCAACGAGGCUACCGAUGGCGAAAGAGAAAUUCAUUUCUGCGAGAUAUCCGACCCACCCGAUAUAAACGAUAGCGAGGAUCAAAUGGAAUUUGUACCUACGGACUUUUUAGAACAAGAACAAGACAUAGUCGAAGAAACGGAUACAGCCUCGAACAAAGAUUGCAAAGAAGAAGAAUCUAGGGAGGACUAUAGCUCUGUUGAACUCGAGAUCGGUGAAGGAGACGGAGUCGAAUGUUCAAAAGAAAAGAAGCCGGUUUAGUGAGAUGUUCUGUAUUCAGUAUUUGGUUUGUUUGAUGGAAAUGGAGUAAGAUUGUCGUUUCGGAUUUUUAACAAAUUCUUGGAAUUAUCCAGUAUUGCCACGAGACUUUUGUUUUGUUAAUCAAGUAUUGUUUUCAAUGGUUUCCUCUUUUCUUCGAAAUUAAUGCAAGAGAGAAUAAUGUAUAUAUACAUAUAUCUACAUAUUAUUUUUGUGAUAGUGUUUUAUGAGAUCUAUCGUCGCAUUAAAUCAUUAUGCAAUAUAUGCAAUUUUAACUUUAUUUGUUUAAUCAGACGGAACGCAACAUGAAGUUAUACAUAUAUCGAGAUUUUACCGUUUGUUCUCAGAGUAAUAUGACAUAUAUUUCAUCGACAUUGUAAAUAGAACGUAAACGAUAAAAAGUAAAACUAUUUUUAUCACUUACUGUAUGAAUCGUAGCGGCUACGUAUACCUUUCGAGUAUUUUCUUCAAGUUCACUGUUCGAAACUGAUAUUUCUAUACAAACAACUAUGCCAGAAAGUAUGAGAGAGAUAUUUAAGUGAACAUUAUUAAUUAAUUACACAUAUUUACAAGAGUACCUAUAACUACUUUUCUUGCAUAGUUUUUAGAAAUUUGAAUACGAUAUAUGACUUCUACGUUGUUAAACAAUUUUAAUUUAUUUGUUGAACAAAAACUUUUAUAUUAUACUUUUUUAAAUCGUAGAUCGAUUUCAUUAAUCAAGUAGAAAUUGGUCGAUUAUUUUAAAUUCGAAUGAUAUUUGAAUCUGAUGAAAAUCACUUUGAAUCAUUAAUGAACAUUCGGAGAUUACCUAUUCCUAUUUUAAUCACAAAUGUGCUAACAGCAUAAAAGAGAUAUAGCUUCUUAAAAAAAAAGUUGUACCUGUUAACUUUCAUGGUCGUUCGCAGUAUAAUAUAAUGAUAAACAGUACAACGGGUUAAUAUUUUUUGUUAUUUGUAUUGUAUGAAAUUUGUUUAUUUUAAUAAUAUCCUUUUAAAUAUGUACGUAGGCAUUAUAUGGAAUAAGAUGUCUGAAUUUACUAAUACAUCAAUGAAAAUCAAAUACAUUCAUGCGUUAAUCGUAAAAAUUCAUUAUUAUUAAAUAAAAUUGCAAAAUUAAUAAAGUGAUAACUCGA
This is a messenger RNA of Bombus pyrosoma, 4062 nucleotides long. Its product is annotated as protein tramtrack, beta isoform-like. The record is from RefSeq and is a predicted model, not a curated record. Gene Ontology annotation, cellular component: nucleus. The transcript has 8 exons. NCBI's taxonomy places the organism in Eukaryota, Metazoa, Arthropoda, Insecta, Hymenoptera, Apidae. Gene Ontology annotation, biological process: regulation of transcription by RNA polymerase II. Gene Ontology annotation, molecular function: protein binding; DNA binding. The coding region runs from base 1215 to 2933 and encodes 572 amino acids.